AUGGAAUUUAAUGAAGAUAAAAGUAGUACUGGGAAAAGGAUGCAGAAUACAAGUAAAAUUCCUGCUGUCAAAUUCUCGAAAACAAGAGGACAAUCAAUAUCUCCAGCGUUAUCUCGUCACAGCGAUGAUAGCGACAGUAGAUUUGUUGUAUCGUUCGAUGAAUCAAUUUGCGUAAAUCAGUUCGAUGAGGUAGAAAAAGUUAACAACAAAGGUCAAAUCUUCGAACAACCACAGCACUCAAGAUCAAAAUCACAGCAGUUCCUAUCGGUUUUAUCGCGAGAAGCAAGUGAUUGUGAUAGUGAUUCGAUUGCGUCAUGCAGUUCCGAAAGUAUAAUUGAAAAAACUCCGAAAAAAAAGUUGCGGUCAUCUUCCUCUUCUAUCCAUCAACAUGAAUUACUUAGUGCAGGAAUCAGUGAUCGAGGUUCAAUUAGUUCCAUUGAUUCAUCAUUUCGGGCUGACAGUGUGUCUCGUCUAAGUGCUAUUUUUGAUAAGGCUAAAAAUAGAGGACGUCAGCUGGUGCAUUCACACUCACAUAAGAACAAAAAAGUUACAAAGAAUACCGAUUCGAUUGAAGAAAUUCAUCAUGAGGUCACUGUUAGCCAAGAUGCACUUUGUGCUGGAGCUGAAGCUGAAAUUCAAACUAGGACCUGUACAGAAGCAGAAUCACCUCCUUCAAAUAUGAAUCCACUCACUCAGUCAUCAUCGUUUUUCGACUGGUUUCAUGCGUUUAAAGUCGCUGGUGGCGAAAGGAAUAAAGUUGUGAAAUCUGAGCAACCGUGGAUGUUUCAGGUUUUGAUCAAGAGGCAUCAAAUUUUGCCUUUUUUGCGACAUCGCGUCCUUUCUUCGUUUCUACUUCUUGCACUCUCGAUUCUUUCUCCUGGUUUUAUAAGUGGUUUUCUUUGGGGUUUGUACAUGUCCUUUCUGUGCUUUCUAUAUUUUUUUGUAUCUGGACCAGUGAAUGAGAAUCAUCCUGUACAUAGCGAUGUUGUUUUGAAUAUAUUGGACGAGUUUAAGGAACAGAAAACAUCAAGAAACAAAGUUUAUAAGGGCUGGAUGAAUGAACUUCGUGGAAAGUACGAUUCUUCGACUUAUCAUGUAAAUAAUGCUCAGACGGUGCUUGUACGUCUUGAUGGUAAUUUACUGCGCAUUUCACGGCCAGAACGAGCUGUGCUCAAGCAUGCUUUUCACACUGAUCCAACAUUAACAGAGGCAGAACCAACAAUUUCGAGUCAAAGUAUAUACAAUUUAACAGGAGCCAUGGUCACGUUGCGACCUAAACGUUUGGCAAAAAGACGGUGGUGGAGUCGUAAGUAUCCUAUACAUAUUCGCUUAGCUUCUAGAGAUAGCGAAAUAUCGACGUUUCCAUUACUUCGAAGGUCACUUUCUGUGAAUGAAACAAUCGAAUUAGUGAAAUCUGCAUCAUCCAGCGGCGAAGAAUGUGAUAACAAUGAAUGGAAGCUGUUUGAAAAGAGAAGAAAGAAAAUAAGAUCACCAGAAUCAAUAAAAACAAUGUAUAAGAAUGAUAUGAAACAUCCUUCACAGGAAAACUUAGAUGAAAAUUCGCAAUAUAUGCCUUGUUCAGAAAGUGGCGAAGAAAAUCCAGAAAAUAUUAGUUCAUGUUCUGUUGCUUUUGGGAAUAAUCGCAGCAAAGGUUUAAGUAGAAGUCGAAGUCUGUACUUCUUUGUUCGUAGUGCUAGGGAAAAAGAACGCUGGUUUCACCGAUUACGAGAAGCGUGCAGUCAGUGCAGUACGGGAACUGCAGAUGCAGAAGCAACGCUUCUAAGAAGUGACGUGAAGGAAGUUUUACCAGAUCGUCGGUUUUCACUUCCGCUAUCAGCUGUGAAUCCAGAUUCGUUGAAAUUGAGUUUGGAGUAUUUUCUUUACAUCAGCAAUCGUGUGCAGUUCAAUAAAUGUAUUGAUGAAGUUCUUAAAACUUUACACGGGGAAAAUAAGAAGCAAACCGAUGGCAAUGUUGUAUAUAUGGAUUUGGGACGCAACAAAUGGUAUCCUGGAAAAGCUGAUACUAGCCCACAGCUUGUUAUGUCUGUAAAUGCUUUAGCUGCUAGAAUAUUUUAUGAUUUUUGUCGAGAUACAUAUUGGUGCAAGCAGGUGCAAAACAAAAUUCAAUCUAAAUUAGCUACUCUUAAUUUGCCAUACUUUAUCGAAACUCUGGAACUUUCAAAUUUGGAUUUAGGCACUACACCACCUGAAAUUGUCGCUGUCCACUCACCUGUUCUAGAUGAUUGGGGGCUUUGGAUCGAUUUUGAGUUGAAGUAUCGCGGUAAAAUACAUUUGACAUUGGAAACAAAAGUUAAUUUAAUGAAAUUGAAAGAGGGCAUGCACAAGAAUGGAGUGUGCAGAGAGGUUAGCAAAAAAAAGACCCCGAUACGGAUUCAUCACUAUUCUGACUCUGAUUUGCCAGAAUCACCCGAAAAUAGUCCAGAUGAAGAUUUUGGCUCAAAAAUGGAGAAGACUCAGGUUGUCAAGGAAAGUACGGGCAAAAAAUUACUGAACGUGGUCGAUAAAAUAGCUAGCAGUAAUAUAUUCCAAGGUGCUUCCGAAUUCCGACCUAUGAUGGAGGGUAUAUCAUCGACACGUUUAUUACUAAAUGUUGAUGUAAUACGCUUAGAAGGCACUAUGACAAUUAAUAUUCCACCACCUCCUUCUGAUAGACUCUGGUAUGCAUUCCGUACUCCGCCGGAACUUUCUAUCAGAAGUGUUCCACAAGUGGGCGAUAGAUUGGUGGAUAUGAGUACUGUCUCAAGUUGGAUUGAAAAUAAGCUUCGUUUAUUGUUAGAGAAAAAUUUGGUCUGUCCAAAUAUGGACGAUCUGAUCGUUCCUGUAAUGAGUGGUAAUGAACUUUUAAAUGGUGGUUAUAAUUGUUGA
Brugia pahangi is the source of this 2886-nucleotide messenger RNA. The record is from the annotation of a GenBank genome assembly. Lineage: Eukaryota; Metazoa; Nematoda; Chromadorea; Rhabditida; Onchocercidae.